AUGAAUCCAAAUUAUAAUAAUUCCUUUUCUUCACAAUCUAUUGCUGUUCAACCUCGUGUAACUAUAGAAGAGGUUGUUAACCUUGCACUCAAUAAAUCUAACCAACCUACCAAAACUGCUAAUGCUUUUUUCAUUUAUAGAAUGAAUUAUAUUAAACAGUUAAAUUUAAACAAUAUAAAAUAUAACAUGAUGGAACACUCUCCCCUUAUUGGAACUGCAUGGAAAUAUGAAUCUUCAGACAUUCGACAAGUUUAUUUUGAUAUUGCUAAAGCAGCUGAUCGUAUAUAUACAAAUAUAGUGUCGAAUAUAAUGGUAAAUCAACAACCGUCACUAUCGCAAAGGUUGCCGUUACAAUCGUCUCCAUUACCACUAUCACGGUCACAAAAAUUUUCAACUAUCUCUAGUUCAACAAAUUUUGAUUCACAAUUAGAAACAGAAAUUUUUACCUUUCCGGGACAACAACAAUUUCCCCAAUCGUCAAAUGUCUCGGGAACUUUGUUUUCUCGUAAUACAACUUUUAGUUCAACAAAUUUUGAGACCGCCCCUAAUACGGGCCAAGAGAUAUCUGGAAUUAUAAAUCAAAAUUUAUAUGAUUUUAUUAUUAAUGUUUAUAAUAACAAUAAUAACAAUAAUAUCAAUUAUAAACUUAUUAUUAUUCAAUAUCUUAACGAGCUUGAAAACACUCAUGCCAAAUUUCUUCGUCUCCUUGAGUCUUAA
Molecule: messenger RNA, 717 nt
Organism: Ambispora gerdemannii
Lineage: Eukaryota; Fungi; Glomeromycota; Glomeromycetes; Archaeosporales; Ambisporaceae
Source: the annotation of a GenBank genome assembly